UAUUGUCGUCUCUAUAACGUCAGGUGAGUAGCUAUCCCCUUUCUAUCUCCUUCCACCGUUUUCCCCUCCUUCGCCCUUAGCCUCCGCUUCACCGCACCCAUCACUUUUAUCUACGAAUUCAUCGAUUGUGUUGUGCUGCACUUCCCGGGCUGGCUGCUCUGAGAAUCACUCGCCUUCUCUAUACAAUGUGGUUAGGGGGUCGAAUUGCGGUGUUCGGUGUUGCGAGUCCUCUGCCGAUACUGGAGUCUCCCCCAACCGCGACGGUGGUCUCACGGCAAACGGGUGGAGGGCGAUCAACAAUGACGAGAUCUCCUCGAUAUACACUGUCAACAAAAACCGCAACACUCUUGAGCCAGGUUUUGUUCGCAUAUGGAUUUUCCGCGAUCGCAAAGGCCGUCCGGGUUGGGUUCUGGAGCGUAUCUCGCUAUCAGCCGUGUGACGGGCAGGCAGGGCAGACCUGGGCAGCUUUUGCUCACAGCCUCACUUUCCCAUACCCCGUGAUAGCCGCAUUUCUGCCCCUCACCUGGUUUUCUAGAACCCGGAUCUUGUUCUUUAUUUAUCUCCUGCUCUGUUUCGCGCCUGAUUUAUUUUUAUUGCCCACGUUGUGAGAUGCCAAAUUACUCGAUCUAUCAAUACCAGACCAGACGCACUCUUUAACAGAAUCCGACCGUCGCUAACAUCGUCUUCGUUUGGACAGAUACUCUCAACAUGGGUCACGAAGAUGCUGUUUACCUGGCCAAGCUCGCCGAGCAGGCUGAACGCUACGAGGAGAUGGUCGAGAACAUGAAGGUUGUCGCCUCCGCCGAUGUAGAGCUCACUGUUGAGGAGCGGAAUCUCCUGUCCGUUGCCUACAAGAACGUCAUUGGUGCCCGCCGUGCGUCCUGGAGAAUCGUCACCUCCAUCGAGCAAAAAGAGGAGUCCAAGGGCAACGAAUCUCAGGUUACCCUCAUCAAGGAGUAUCGCCAGAAGAUCGAGGCCGAGCUUGCCAAGAUUUGUGAUGAUAUUCUCGAGGUCCUCGACAAGCACCUGAUCCCCUCUGCCCAGAGCGGCGAGUCUAAGGUCUUCUAUCACAAGAUGAAGGGUGACUACCACCGUUACCUUGCCGAGUUCGCUGUUGGCGACCGCCGCAAGGGUGCUGCUGAUGCCUCUCUCGAGGCCUACAAGAGCGCUACUGAAGUUGCUCAAACCGACCUUGCCCCCACUCACCCCAUCCGCCUCGGUCUGGCUCUUAACUUCUCGGUCUUCUACUACGAGAUCCUCAACUCUCCUGACCAGGCUUGCCACCUCGCCAAGCUUGCUUUUGAUGACGCUAUUGCUGAACUCGACACCCUUAGCGAAGAGAGCUACAAGGACUCCACCCUCAUCAUGCAGCUUCUCAGGGAUAACCUGACCCUCUGGACUUCGUCCGAGGCCGAGCCCGCCCCUGAGAACGCCCCCGCUGAAAAGAAGGAGGAAGCCCCUGCCGAGGGUGAGAAGCCCGCCGAGUAA
Aspergillus calidoustus is the source of this 1488-nucleotide messenger RNA. The record is from the annotation of a GenBank genome assembly. NCBI's taxonomy places the organism in Eukaryota, Fungi, Ascomycota, Eurotiomycetes, Eurotiales, Aspergillaceae.